Molecule: messenger RNA, 1461 nt
Organism: Colletotrichum costaricense
Lineage: Eukaryota; Fungi; Ascomycota; Sordariomycetes; Glomerellales; Glomerellaceae
Exons: 3
Coding region: 1-1461 (486 amino acids)
Biological process (GO): regulation of transcription by RNA polymerase II
Molecular function (GO): RNA polymerase II cis-regulatory region sequence-specific DNA binding; DNA-binding transcription factor activity
Source: RefSeq, a predicted model, not a curated record
AUGGCCUUGACGGAACAGACAGCCCCGCCCCAGGCUUGGGGUCGCUGGCAGCAGCAGCCUGCCGGCCAUGACUACGCGAUGAUGGAUAACACAGCCUUUGUGCAGUACGACUCGAGAGCGGCUACCUCUGCCCCCAUGAACGGCACUGUUAUCUCUCCGCAUUACAUGGUUGGCUCCCACUACGGUGUCGCAUCUAUGCCGGCAAUGGGCCACCACUGCCCGACCCAAAACCACUUCGCAUAUGCUCAGUACGAUUCACCUCCGGCCAAUAUGAACAUGCCCUUCAGACUGCCAGCGCAACAAGAACGAUCGAUCAUGCCUGUAGUAGCCCCAGCGCAUGAGGUCCCGCGAGCCAGCUCCUACCCUCAGGAGUCACCUUCGGGACAGAAUGACCGACAUCGCAGCCCAUCCACCCGAAGCGAGACGAAGAUGAGCAACCCAAAGACGCCCCACCCCCUCAACACCAAGGAAAUCAAGUUCAACAAGCCCACGAGCGCGGACCCAGUGAACUUCACCACUGCUAUCGACACUCUGAUGAAGGCGAUCCAGAAGAGGCACGACACUGAGGAUAUUGUCAAGGGCGUCCCAGAGACCGAACAGGUUGUCAAGCCGGAGCCUAGAUCUCCCAAGCCCGAACCGACCCCGGCUGCUUCGGCCCCGACACCCUCGACAACGACAGACUCGUCGGAUGCUCCCAAGACCAAGCGUUACGUCUGUGACAUUGAUGGCUGCGGUAAAAGCUUCUAUCAAAGCACCCACUUGGACACUCACAAACGCGCCCACACCGGUGAAAAGCCAUACACUCACAUGCGCCGCCAUACCGGCGAGAAGCCCUUCCGUUGCGAGCAAUGCAGCAAAGUGUUUGCCCAGCGUGGCAACCUCCAGACGCACAUGGCCACACACACUAAUGCGAAGCCAUUCGUCUGCAAGCUCGACCAAUGCAACAAGAUGUUUACCCAAAGAGGCAACCUCAAGGUGUGUAGAGUCGGGGUGACUUAUCUUACGGCCAUCCAGCUAACUUGGCAUCAGAACCAUCAAAACAAGUACCACGAGAAGACCCUCAUGGAAAUGACUGACUGGAUUGUCUCCAUUUCCGAUAUUGACGGCUUGUCCGAUGACCAGCGAGAGAUGUACUGGUACUUUGCCAACCUCUACAAGAACAGCAACAAGGGCAUCAAGGGCCGUGGCAAGGACCGCAGGGUCAGCAACCGUGUCUCGAAGUCCAGGACUGCUCCCUCAUCUUACCCGGUCAAGCGCGUGCCCAAUCCCGCGAGCCUCGCAGCAUACAGCUCGAAGAGGCUGCCUCCCCCGGAACAGUACAUGCAACAUCACCAGCACGGCUACGAGGUUUACGACACGGAUAUGGAUCAGUCCUCGAGCGCAAGCAGCCCCAGAUAUGAUGGUAUUCCUCCUGCCUACCGAGAUCGCAUGUACCACCAGUCCAGCCAUGCCAUCUACUAG